UGCCAUUCUCACAAAACUGACUUUUGAAAAUCACUUGAGAUUCGCGUAAACAGAAACUCCGAGAAAAACAACAGCUGGAAAUUAAUUCAAAAAUCUGGACUAUUAAAUAUCGAGAAAAUGCCGAAGCCCGGUGACAAGGCGAAGGUGAAGGUGAACGUGAAGGAGCGGGUGGUGGACGAAUCCUGCGACUUGAGCCUCUCUGAAUUGAGCGAAAUACCGGUGCGGGAAAUUGCUUCGUUCAAACGCGUCACUGUUUUGGAUCUCUCCAGCAAUCGCCUGGUCAACCUGGGAAAAAACUUUUCGAUUCUCACACGUUUGGUGCGACUGGAUCUGAGCAAGAAUCAAAUAACCUUCCUGCCCGAGGACUUUGGCCAGCUGGAGCAGCUGCGCCACUUGGACCUGUACAACAACUGCUUGGAGCACUUGCCCAUUAGCUUCGGUCAGUUGCGUCGUUUGCGCUACUUGGAUCUGAAGGGGAAUCCUCUGACGCCCGCCUGGGAGAAGAUUGUGGGUUGCUGCUCUACGCAAAGGGACUGCCAGCAGGCGGCUAAGAAUACUGUCAACAUCUGCGCCAACUACAAGCCGGAAUUCAUUGAACGCGAACGUUUGGCCGCCCAGGAGACGCAGAAAAUGGCCGGAGGUGGGGAUUCCAAUGCCAACUCCACCCAAACGAAUGGCGGCGGUGGAAAGAAGUCCACUAAACCCAAUAACAAGAAAGCGAAAGCCAAAAAGCUCGCCGGAGCGGGUGACAAUGAACUGACAAUCAAACCAGUGAAUGCAGGAGGAUCUUCAGAAACGGGAAGUGGAUCGGGAGCAAAGUCGAAUCAAAAGAAUAAUCAAAAGAAAAAGAACUCCAAUGGCGGGUCCUGGCUGAAUAUGCUCUCAAGGGCCGCACUGUCCUCACUUGUGACUUUUCUCGUGCUCUUCAUCAUUAACGUUUUACUCAUCUAUAUGAUCAUGUUUAAGAACCCGGACAUUGCAGACAAGCUAGUGGAGUAUAUACCCCACCAGUAUCGUGAUUGGAUACUGACCAAGACAGAGAUCUUCAGACUGCGUGUCACCGACUGGAUCUCGGAAUUCCGAACACCGCCAGAGGAACACUGACGGUUUAUUUAUUUGAAGCCUUAGGGCGCUGGGCUUCAAAUAGAAGGAAUCGCUAAACAAAAUUCGGAUGCAUAGCGCGUGUGUGGAAGCAAAAAUUAAAUUGGGAUACGUGUAGACCACCUGAACGAGUUAUACGACUGCUACUUUGAUAUACCAUUAUCUGUAAUUUACUGCCAUUUAUUUUGAUAGACACUAAGUCACUACGUCCAUUGACAGGAGAUUUGAACAGGAAAACCACACGCACUCCGCAACUGAAGAGGCCACUUAAAAGACACCAAACUACACUCAAUCACUCAACUCAAUUGAACUCAGAUGAAUCUACAGCUAACCUAACCAUAGCUCAAGCUCAACUCAAUAGUAACUGAAUGGCGGUUCCAAACUGGCCAAUGCAUAGAAACUACAGACACAGUCAGACCAGACACCCUCGUACUAUCCACAUCUAUCAGAUCGGAUCGAAUCAGCAACACACAAAUAAUAUACUUUAAUCUAUAGUAAGAAUUUCCUGUGCAAUUCAAAUUUCAUUUAAAACCCAAGCUCAAAUUGUAUUCAUGUUUGCCCGACCAUUUUACAUUUGUAGAUUUCAAAUCUCAUAGGUUUUAUUGUAAACGCAAAGAAAAUGAUUACCAUUAUUGGUUGAAUUUGCAAGAAAUCAAAACGAAAUUAAAGCGGUUUCAUAUGAUUUAUGCAAAAUCAAGAUAAUUGUAUUGUAACAAAGAAUUUGCAACAUUUUUGGAAUAAAACUUUACAUUUUAACAAA
Messenger RNA from Drosophila rhopaloa, 1861 nucleotides. Its product is annotated as leucine-rich repeat-containing protein 59. The transcript has 4 exons. Lineage: Eukaryota; Metazoa; Arthropoda; Insecta; Diptera; Drosophilidae. The coding region runs from base 118 to 1104 and encodes 328 amino acids. Gene Ontology annotation, molecular function: protein binding. The record is from RefSeq and is a predicted model, not a curated record.